Molecule: messenger RNA, 1419 nt
Organism: Symbiodinium sp. CCMP2592
Lineage: Eukaryota; Dinophyceae; Suessiales; Symbiodiniaceae
Source: the annotation of a GenBank genome assembly
AUGGAUCAGCCUCCCCAGCUACCUCAGAUGCAGCCUCAACCUCAAGCACCAAAUCCGUUUGCUCAGUCUCCAGGAGGUGCAUCAGCAGCGAGUCAAGCUAGUUUUGCGCCAGUAAUUGAUGCGAUCGGCCAGCUUUUGCAGGCCCACAAUCACACGAUGCAGCAACUAGCUGAGCGGGCUCCUGAAAGCUCUCAGCUGUGGAGUAAGAUCAUCCCGAAGCCCGAAACAUUCAAACCCAAAACUCGGGAUGAAGAACUUCAACUGUGGCCUGAAUUCCAGUGGAUUUUCCGUCAGUAUGUUGGAGCCGUAUCUCCAAAGAUGCUUGAGAUCAUGGAUGAAGUCGAACAUGAACCUGAUGUUCCCAUGGAUCAUGCAACCAUGGCGGAAUCUGCAGUUUCGCAGUCUAGAGCUUUAUAUGCGCUGUUGGCUUCCUUGACGAAGGGCAGACCCCUCAACAUCGUACGCUCUGUGUCAGAUUCAAAUGGCGGUGAAGCUUAUCGGCUCCUUGUGCGAACAUUGUCUCCUACAUCAAAAUCAAGAGCUUUAGCGCUUCUUGGUGCCAUUGCUCAGUAUCCUUCGUUCACCACGGGAAGUUUGCUGGAGCAGAUUUUGAAAUUUGAAGAGCUACAUGUUCGAUAUCGUCAAGCUUCAGGUAAGGAAGUAGAUGAACAACUUGUGAGUGCAGUGCUUCUUCGAUCACUUCCUCCCGAAGUCAAGAGUCAUGUGACAGUCAAUUUGCCUGAAGAUGCGUCGUAUGGUGUAUUGCGUGAGAUGCUCAUGAAGUGGGAGCGUGGGACUCAGAAAUGGUCGUCUUCAUUGGUUUCUGGUGGGAAUGCGCACUCCGAUGCCAUGGAUGUUGAUCAGAUUGGGCAGGUGAAGGGUGGUGACAAAGGAAGAGACAAAGGAAAAGGAAAGGGCAAGGACAAAGGCAAAGGAAAAGGAAAAGGACACCACCAACAUCAGCAGCAAUACCAGCAACAUUACAAUCAUCAGUAUGGGCAAGAGAAAGGCAAAGGAAAGAAGGGCAAGGAUGGAGGAAAGCAUCAACAACAGUGGAGCCCAUGGAGCAAAGGGAAGGGGAAGGAAUCGAAGGGCAAGGGGCAAGGGGCAGCGCAGCAAAACCAGUGCCGGCUUUGUGGACAAUACGGUCAUUGGAAGAACGAGUGUUGGAUGAAUCAGCAUAAGGUGCGGGCCGUGAAUGAAUCCGAAGCCUUUUCCCCAAAUCACGCUUCGAUACCGAACCCUUCUACGUCGACCGCUGGUGCGAACCAACAGGCCAAAGUUAAGCGGGUUUUCUGUUUGACUGAGAACGCAGAUGCCAUCGUCGACAGUUCAAGUGCCAGCAUUCAUAUGCUCCAGUGUUUCACCAUUCAUGAUGCUGGUGAUCCAUUCUUGAGUACGUCCGAGCCACGGCAUUGA